Molecule: messenger RNA, 2037 nt
Organism: Paramecium pentaurelia
Lineage: Eukaryota; Ciliophora; Oligohymenophorea; Peniculida; Parameciidae
Source: the annotation of a GenBank genome assembly
AUGUCACAAUAAAGAUGCACUAUAUUUGAUCAUCAAGAACCUAUAAUUGGAAUAUGUUUAUCGGAUGUAUGUGAUAGUAAGGCAAUAUCUUGCUUUUAAUGUUUCAAAUAAUUUCAUUCUCAACAUUAAAGAGAAUGCAAAACUUUUAAAAUUCUCUCAAAUUAGCUAAUAGAAUAUUAAAAAGCCUAUUAAGAAUUUAUUGAAAAAGUAAAAGAUUGUAAGCUUAAAUUCGACGAACUCUAUUAGAAAUUUUUAAAUCGAAGUCAGGAAUAUUUUGAAUAGUUAAAUUCAAUCAAUUAACUUAUGAAAGAAAAAUAUUAUUAUCCUACAGAUUCUGAUAUAGAUUUUCUAAAGAAUUAUUAUACGAAAAGAGAACUAAAUUAGGAAUGUAAUUUAUAUUAAAUAUAAAAGCCUAUUUGAUUAAUCAACUAUAUUUAAUAAUUGAAUACUUAUAAAAAUAGGAUUUAGAUCAAUUUACUUUUGAAUUAUAAAAUUAAAAGAUUCAUACCGAACAAGAUCAAACUGAUAAUUAAUCAAUAAAUCUAAAAUAAGAAACUAUAGAUGUUAUGUUUUAAUAAGGUAUGUAUGUAAUAUUCAAUUUUAGGUAUUGACUUAUUUAAAAACAAUCAUUUUUAAUAAUCAUUUGACGUUUUCGAAAAUCUUUUAAAAGUUGAAAAAUCUAAUUAAUAAGCAAUUUAUUGGAAAAGUAUUUCUCAAUGUCAUAAAAUUAAUAGUACAAUGCUUAAUGCAUAUGAAAAAAUAUAGUGAUGUUGUUGUAGAUUGUGAUAGAAUUAUUAAAGAUGAUUCCUAAUUUUAUGAAAUAUCUUUAAAAGAAAGUAAUAGAAUUAAUAAUUCUAAGUUGAAACCUUAAUAAAACACCAAAGGUAUGAUUAAGCUAUUGAAAUUAUUGAAAAAGAAUAUCCUAGAGGAGUAUUUUCAUUAUUUUAAUAACAUAUUCACUUGUUUAACUAUGAAAACAUGAACCUACAAGAUUCAUUAAAUAUAAAGAAAAUCAUUAAUAUUAUAAAUUAAAUAAUUCAUGAAAAUCUAAGUAAAAGUAAGUAAUCAUUAUUCAAUUUAUUUGAGGUACUUUCUGAUUCUUAGAUCUCAUUGAUUAAAGAAAUAAAUUAGACUUAAAAUAAGAAUGAACUCAAUGAUUUACCUGAUAAUAAGAAAGAAUAAAAAUCAAAUGAAAUAAUUGAAUAAACAUAAUUUGAAACUACUCUUAAUUCUACUUUAGAAUAAGAUAAUUAAGUUAAUUUUAAUUAUUAAUUUGGCAAAUAUAUAGGAGUAAUUUAUUAGAUAUAUAUUGAAAAGAUACCACUACAAAAAGAUUUAUAAUCUUAUUAAAAACUAAACUUAUAAGAUAACAAAUCCCCUCAUGAAGAAUUUCUAAAUGCUCAUCUCUACCAAGGUGAUAUUCUAAUUAAGUCAGAAAAUUAUAAAGAAGCUAUUAAACUCUUUGAUAAAAUUAUUGAAAGAGAUUCUAAUAAUUGGAUUGCCCAUAAAAAUAAAGGUAAAAAGUAAAAUUAAUGUUAGCUUAAUGUUUAAAUCUUUUGGAGCUUCAUGAAGAAGCCAUUCAGUUUUCCAACUUAGCUAUCUAAAUUGAUUCUUAACGUUUUGGAUCAUAUCUUAUAAGGGGUAUCAAUAUGAAUUCAUUCAAGGAAGUAGUCAACUCAAAUUGAAUAGAUAUGAAGAAGCAAUAGAAUCAUUCUAAACUGUUAUAAAUUUAGAUAAAACUUAGCAUAAAGCUUAUGCCUUAAAUGGUAAAUAAUAAUUAAGUAAAAUAGGAGUUGCUUUACAUAAUCUAGGAAGAUUUAAAGAGGCUAUAACAUAAUUUGAUAUUGCUCUAUUCAUAUUUUAAGAUGUGUCAUAUCUAAUAAAAAAAGGUAUAUUAUUGAAAUAAUAUUAGCUGAUUCAUUAUUUGAAAUAGAGAAAUAUUCAGAGGCGAUUACCGCGUAUGAAGAUGCAUUACUUGCAGGAACAACAGAUACUGAUUACAUUUAUGAGAAAUUAAAAUCCAUAUAAAUUAAUUGA